This is a messenger RNA of Zingiber officinale, 997 nucleotides long. RefSeq names its product 3-oxoacyl-[acyl-carrier-protein] reductase FabG-like. The coding region runs from base 94 to 936 and encodes 280 amino acids. NCBI's taxonomy places the organism in Eukaryota, Viridiplantae, Streptophyta, Magnoliopsida, Zingiberales, Zingiberaceae. Gene Ontology annotation, molecular function: oxidoreductase activity. The transcript has 3 exons. The record is from RefSeq and is a predicted model, not a curated record.
UCGCCGCCAGCGUCUCGCGUUCUCCAGCGGACGGCUAUAAAAUAGCAAUCGAGUCCGAGAAAGCUCGAUCUUGAGGAAUCUGUAUACAGAGACAUGGCGUCGGCGGCGGCGGCGGCGAUGGGAGAUCGGAGUUUAGAGGGCAAGGUGGUGAUGGUCACCGGCGCUUCUUCCGGCAUCGGCCGGGAGAUCUGCCUCGACCUCGCCGACGGCGGGUGCAAGAUCGUCGCAGCCGCGAGGAGACUCCAGCGUCUCCUGUCCCUCUGCGACGAAAUCAACGGCUCCUCCGCGGGAACCGGAAGUGUGCGCGCGGUGGCCGUCGAGCUCGACGUCGGCAGCGGCAGCGCCGCCAUCGAGGCCGCGGUGAAGGCAGCGUGGGAGGCCUUCGGCCACGUCGACGUCCUGGUGAACAACGCCGGCGUCAGGGGUGGCGUUUACUCGUCGCUAGAUUGGUCCGAAUCCGACUGGAAUAACAACGUGAACACGAACCUCACCGGCUUGUGGCUCGUCACCAAGCACCUCUGCCACCGAAUGACCGUCGCCGGCCGGUACCGGGGCUCGGUCAUCAACAUCUCCUCCAUUGCCGGGCUGCAACGCGGCCAACUCCCUGGCUCUCUCGCCUACUCGGUCUCCAAAACGGCUGUCAAUUCGCUCACUAGGGUGAUGGCAUUGGAGCUUGGAGUUUAUGGGAUUAGGGUGAACUCAAUAUGCCCAGGGCUCUUCAAGUCAGAGAUAACUAAUCGGUUGAUGGAAAAGGCGUGGCUCGGAAAGGUGGCAGAGAAGACGGUGCCCCUGAGGACAUUCGGCACCGUGAACCCGGCUGUGACUUCGGCUAUCCGCUACCUGAUCAGCGAUGCAUCAGAGUAUGUGACCGGGAAUAUAUUCGUGGUGGACGCCGGCGCCACCCUUCCCGGCGUCCCCAUCUUCUCCUGCCUUUGAUGUAAUACUAAAAAUACAUUAAUAGAAGUUGCAUCGUACAAGUGCCUAGUUGCAUCUACAA